Messenger RNA from Mastomys coucha (southern multimammate mouse), 4398 nucleotides. It is a transcript of the gene Tgfbr2, whose product is annotated as transforming growth factor beta receptor 2. The transcript has 8 exons. NCBI's taxonomy places the organism in Eukaryota, Metazoa, Chordata, Mammalia, Rodentia, Muridae. Gene Ontology annotation, biological process: protein phosphorylation; cellular response to growth factor stimulus; transforming growth factor beta receptor signaling pathway. The record is from RefSeq and is a predicted model, not a curated record. Gene Ontology annotation, cellular component: signaling receptor complex; plasma membrane. The coding region runs from base 122 to 1804 and encodes 560 amino acids. Gene Ontology annotation, molecular function: transforming growth factor beta binding; SMAD binding; type I transforming growth factor beta receptor binding.
AAGUGCUUACCGUUAUUUUAUUAGGGGAAACAAUGUGUUCGGGACUCUGGAGCUGCGUUUCAGAGCUCCCUCCUGGGUCUCAACGGAAUUAUGAAGCCCCUGGGAGCAAAGCCUAGAAGAUAUGGAAAUGGAAGCCCAGAAAGAUGCGUCCACCCACCUAAGCUGUAAUAGGACCAUCCACCCACUGAAACAUUUUAACAGCGAUGUAAUGGCCAACGACAACGGCGGUGCGGUCAAGCUUCCACAGCUGUGUAAGUUUUGUGAUGUGAGAUUGUCCACCUGUGACAACCAGAAGUCCUGCAUGAGCAACUGCAGCAUCACGGCCAUCUGCGAGAAGCCGCACGAAGUCUGCGUGGCCGUGUGGAGGAAGAAUGACAAGAAUAUCACCCUGGAGACGGUUUGCCACGACCCCACGCUCACCUACCACGGCUUCCCUCUGGAAGAUGCUGCUUCUCCCAAGUGUGUCAUGAAGGAAAAGAAAAGAGCGGGCGAGACUUUCUUCAUGUGCGCCUGUAACAUGGAGGAGUGUAAUGAUUACAUCAUCUUUUCAGAAGAAUACACCACCAGCAGUCCUGACCUGUUGCUGGUCAUUAUCCAAGUGACAGGCGUCAGCCUCCUGCCUCCGCUGGGGAUUGCCAUAGCUGUCAUCAUCAUCUUCUACUGCUAUCGUGUCCACCGGCAGCAGAAGUUGAGCCCGUCUUGGGAGAGCAGCAAGCCCCGGAAGCUCAUGGAUUUCAGCGACAACUGCGCCAUCAUCCUGGAGGAUGACCGUUCCGACAUCAGCUCUACGUGUGCCAACAACAUCAACCACAACACGGAGCUGCUGCCCAUCGAGCUGGACACACUGGUGGGGAAGGGCCGCUUUGCCGAGGUCUACAAGGCCAAGCUGAAGCAGAACACUUCCGAGCAGUUUGAGACUGUGGCUGUCAAGAUUUUCCCCUAUGAGGAGUACUCCUCGUGGAAAACGGAGAAGGACAUCUUCUCCGACAUCAACCUGAAGCACGAGAACAUCCUGCAGUUCCUGACGGCCGAGGAGCGGAAGACGGAGCUGGGCAAGCAGUACUGGCUGAUCACAGCGUUCCAUGCUAAGGGCAACCUGCAGGAGUACCUCACGAGACACGUCAUCAGCUGGGAGGACCUGCGGAAGCUGGGCAGCUCCCUGGCCCGGGGCAUCGCUCAUCUCCACAGUGACCACACUCCCUGUGGGAGGCCCAAGAUGCCCAUCGUUCACAGGGACCUCAAGAGCUCUAACAUCCUCGUGAAGAAUGAUUUGACCUGUUGCCUGUGUGACUUCGGGCUCUCCCUGCGCCUGGACCCUACUCUGUCUGUGGAUGACCUGGCCAACAGUGGGCAGGUGGGAACGGCGAGAUACAUGGCCCCGGAGGUUCUAGAGUCCAGGAUGAAUUUGGAAAACGUGGAGUCAUUCAAGCAGACGGAUGUCUACUCCAUGGCUCUGGUACUCUGGGAAAUGACGUCCCGCUGCAACGCCGUGGGAGAAGUGAAAGAUUAUGAGCCCCCAUUUGGUUCCAAGGUGCGGGAGCACCCCUGUGUGGAGAGCAUGAAAGAUAGUGUGCUGAGAGACCGAGGGCGGCCCGAAAUCCCCAGCUUCUGGCUUAACCACCAGGGCAUCCAGAUCGUGUGUGAGACACUGACCGAAUGCUGGGACCAUGACCCCGAGGCCCGUCUCACAGCCCAGUGUGUGGCAGAGCGCUUCAGUGAGCUGGAGCAUCCGGAGAGACUCUCUGGGAGGAGCUGCUCCCAGGAGAAGAUUCCAGAAGAUGGCUCACUGAACACUACCAAAUAGCUUUCUCUGGGCAGGCUGGGCCAAGCCUCCAGAAGUCCUUUAACCAAAGAUCAGAGGCAGCAGGAUGCUUUCCUGACCGAUGCUUCUGGAAAACCAAGGACUUGCUCCCUUCUACCCCAGUAGCUGCUCCAUGUUAGCCGCAGCAGCGGCAGCAGCAGCAGCAGCAGGAGCAGCAACCAUAGCAGCAGCAGUGGCGGUGGCGGUGGCGGCAGCGGCGAGGGAUGAGUGACAGAGAGCAACCUAUGCCUUGGAUGUUGUCAUGGCAUAAGCUGUGCUAGCACCUCCUCAGGAAAUGAGAUUGAUUUUUACAACAGCCAAUAACGUUUGCACUUUAUUAAUGCCUGUAUGUAAAUAUGAAUAGCUAUGUUUUAUAUAUAUCUAUAUAUCUAUAUGUCUAUAUCUCUCUAUAUAUAGCCAUACUCUGCAAGGAGACAAAGAAAACGAUCAAAUGUCCCCGGGGAAUUAGUUUUUAUUGGAGAGCUCUGGAAUGGAGCAGAAGGGACUCGGGAUGACAUUAGCACUUGAUAGUCACACAAGCAAUGAUCCCCUGACGCAGGGUUGGGGGGCACAAUUGUACGAGAAGGAUCCAUGCCUUGCAGUCUGCUUUGGCCACAAAACACUUUGAUUUUGCAAUAGUUACCCUCUACCGUAGGGUCCUUUAUGGACCAGGGAGCUGAAUUCCAGCCCAGCACUAGGUCCCAGGGUCUCCCAUGUGUCUUUACUUCUCUUGAUUGUUGUCUUUGACAUUCAAACUCCACGUCUGACUUGUGAACCUUCUGACUUAGCCUUGAACCGUGACCCCCAUCUUUCUGCUUUUACAGACUACCAAAAUCAAAGAAGAUAGUUCCCUACCCAUGAAAUUGACCCACCAUCUACCAAUAAGAUUGAGUUCUUUGAUUCCUUCCUGCACAUAAGUUACUGUUAUUUGUUCCCAGCAAGUAUCCUUUGUCGGUGUUUUGAACAUGGCACACCCUCCAUCCAGCCCCCGAGGCUCGUUGUGGUUAAUUUUUGUGGCUCUGCUGCUGGAGCUUCCAGCUUGCCAUGGCAACACCAGAGGGUUCCAUUUCCCAAGAGGCAGGCAGAAUUUGAAUGGCACACACUGCCCACACUGUACAUCUGUGUCCGGGGACACUUUGAAUCCUCAUUUCCUCAGUCAGCACACCAUCAAAAGAGUUAGUCGAGCUUCUAUUGAAGUAUUUGGGAGGUUGCAGAAAAACCUAGAUUCCCCACUAAGCAGAGGAGGUGGCUCCUAGCUCCGAUCCCAGGUGGCAUCAUCUACAGGAAGAAGGUAAGGAUGGAGCUGCCUCACUUCUCACUAAGCCUCCAGACUUCCCAGGCUGGAAAUGAAAGCUGCUUCUAGUCAGGAUUCAUUGUAAGCAAAGUGCAUUCGUGAGCAUGGAGAGAUAGAUCAGCAAGUAAAAAUGGUUGCCUCACAAGCAAGAGGGCCUGAGUUCAAUCCCCCAGAACCCAGGACAAAAGCCAGGUUCAGUGGGACACCCUUGUCAUUGCAGCACCCUGAGGAAUAUCUGAUCUCCAUCACAUAUGCACCCAUGAACACCCUCACAGAGGUGCACACACUAGAAAUGUGCCUUCAUUUCACCUUGCUCUGGGAACAGAUUGGAUUGCACAUAACUUAUCUGACAUUAUGAUUUGAAACUGACGUAAAUUGGACAUCAGGAGACCUCCUGUGUGUGACCUCAUUAGGCCAGGUCUCUUUGUAUGCAUAUAUUAAGUUUCAUCUGCCUCUGCAAGGGGACCCUUCUGCUCUAAAGUCUUUCCUUAUGGCUACUGGUCUCUGCAUGGUCCUAACCUGAGCAGAAAUUACAAGUGCAUUAUUUGAACAGGGGUCACACAGAAGCCCCAUGUAGCAACAGGGAAUCUGUGUCCACUUGGAUGAGAGCAGAGAAUGAGCUUUAAUAGGGAGCUUGUUAACCUCCCAACAAAUGUGGAUGUUGCAAACCAAAGUCUUUUUAAGAAAUUGUGGUUUUGAAGUGACUUACUUUCAACCAAAUAGGAACGUGAUUGGAGGACCAUCGAGGGGUCUUUUCUUCUGCCUGGUCAACAUGGUCAAGUUGGGGGUGGGACAAAAAUCUAUGUGCUCUGUCCUGUGAAAGUGGGCUUCGAACACCGCGAAAAACUCCAAACUCACUUGCUCCUUUGGGCUUGCCAGUGCUAACCCAGUAGCUGUUGUUCAGCGCCCUCUAGCGGUAAAUUUACAGAAUGCUGGCCCGCUAGUGGGAUUUCUGGGAUUCAAAAGCGACUUCACUUCCGGGUCAUCAUCAGAAACUGGAAUAUGGUGUCGUGUUACUGUGGCUUGUUUUGUUUAUGUCAUUUCUUUUCUUUAUUCAAGAAAAAGACCAAGGAAUAGCAUCGCUGUCAUUCCUAAAACUGUUGACUCUUGUUCACUACUCUGCAUAAAGGGAAGGUUUUAUUCUUUUAUUGAACACUUCAGCCAUACUCAUGUAUUAAAAUAGGAAUGUGAAUGCACAAUAUUCAUUUUAUAUCAAAACCUAAAGCACUUAUUUUCAAUCUAUGCGGUGUUUGUCUUUUAUAUUAAUAAAAAUGGAUCAAAUAAAUCCAAAGUCCGCAGACAA